AUGGGUAAGGCCGCCAGCCGGGCCACCUGCUUGUCGCGGUGUCUGCGCCGCGCGGCUGUCACACUUGCAGACCCGCCCCGCCAGACCCGGCCACUCCGCUACCGGCAGACCCGCCCCGCCAGACCCGGCCACUCCGCUACCGGCAGACCCGCCCCGCCAGACCCGGCCACUCCGCUACCGGCAGACCCGCCCCGCCAGACCCGGCCACUCCGCUACCGGCAGACCCGCCCCGCCAGACCCGGCCACUCCGCUACCGGCAGACCCGCCCCGCCAGACCCGGCCACUCAGCUGCCGGCAGACCCGCCCCGCCAGACCCGGCCACUCCGCUACCGGCAGACCCGCCCCGCCAGACCCGGCCACUCCGCUACCGGCAGACCCGCCCCGCCAGACCCGGCCACUCCGCUACCGGCAGACCCGCCCCGCCAGACCCGGCCACUCCGCUACCGGCAGACCCGCCCCGCCAGACCCGGCCACUCAGCUGCCGGCAGACCCGCCCCGCCAGACCCGGCCACUCCGCUACCGGCAGACCCGCCCCGCCAGACCCGGCCACUCCGCUACCGGCAGACCCGCCCCGCCAGACCCGGCCACUCCGCUACCGGCAGACCCGCCCCGCCAGACCCGGCCACUCCGCUACCGGCAGACCCGCCCCGCCAGACCCGGCCACUCCGCUACCGGCAGACCCGCCCCGCCAGACCCGGCCACUCAGCUGCCCCGUGGCCGAGAGAAGACACGGACUCCAGCACAAAGGAAGGCGUGGCCGCAUUUGAUUUGUCAAAGCACUUCCCUCGUUCCCUGAGGUCGGGGUACUCGUGGGAUGAACGGGCGAGAGGAAACAGGAGCACCCUGAGAAGGCAGUCCAGCCUGGUCCUGGUGGGAGGCGGGUGA
Messenger RNA from Bacillus rossius redtenbacheri, 885 nucleotides. RefSeq lists its product as uncharacterized. NCBI's taxonomy places the organism in Eukaryota, Metazoa, Arthropoda, Insecta, Phasmatodea, Bacillidae. The transcript has 3 exons. The coding region runs from base 1 to 885 and encodes 294 amino acids. The record is from RefSeq and is a predicted model, not a curated record.